AUGGGCCAUCGUAUGGCUCCGGCUCGCGACGAUGGCAUCGACCUCGACGAUACCGACGUCUAUCGACUUGGUUCUUCCAGAAGAACGAGGAUCAACGUAAAUCUACGCAGCAAAGAUGGCGUUCCGUCCUGCGUUCAAGGUUCGGCAACGUUGUUGUCGUGACUCGUUAAAACUCAAUGAAUUGAGUGGCUCGGAGACCCAACAGGGACUCUCGCUGCAAGAAGCCGGAAAAGAAGUUAUCGGCCCCAUCCAAACCCAGGGGGCCAGGGGCCGACUGUCAUCGAGAAGUCAAUUGCACGGUCUCAAUUUAAGAAGUCGUCUUCAAGAAUUCAACCCCAUGUCCUACGCUAUCUAA
Hymenoscyphus albidus is the source of this 355-nucleotide messenger RNA. The record is from the annotation of a GenBank genome assembly. Lineage: Eukaryota; Fungi; Ascomycota; Leotiomycetes; Helotiales; Helotiaceae.